AUUAGAGGAACGGUACCCGGAAUACAAGGUCGGGUUAACACGAAAACCAUUUGCUACAAUCGGGUACAGAGCGUAUGGAAAUUGGGGCAGUGUUGCAGUAUCCGUGGCCAUGAAUAUCACCCGAUUCGGCACCAGUACUGUAUUUCUACUUAUUGUAUCCAGUCUACUACAGGGGGUGUUCACGGGUCUGAACGCCGCUAAAGUCAUGAAUUUAGGGGUUUGUUCGUGGGUUCCGAUAGUAGGCAUAACCCUCACACCAUUCAUGUGGUUGGGAUCGCCGGCUGAUUUCUGGCCCGCGGCCUAUACAGCCAUGAUAUCCACUGUUUUGGGAUCAGUAUUACUAUUGAUUAGUAUAGGAAUCGACUCCAAGAAUCGUGCGAAAGAUGCCGUCUAUGCGAUGCCUACUUUUAUCAACUUUUUCAAGGCUUUCGGGAAUAUUCUGUUCGCUUUCGGAGGCGCCAGUGCUUUCCCUAACUUUCAAAAUGAUAUGAAAAAUAAGGAGGAGUUCCCCAGAGCUGUCACUUUUGGCUUCAUAGGUCUCCUAGUGCUAUACAUACCGGUGUCGGGUGGCGGGUAUGGUGUCUAUGGAACUAGUGUUCACCCGAACAUUAUAGCGGACUUACCUGCCAAUGGGUUGACCACAACAAUUCAGAUCAUGUUUUUAAUUCACUGUUACUUCGCUUUCCUUAUUAUAAUAAAUCCGGUUUUACUCGAAAUCGAGGAAUUGUUGAAUAUUCCUAAACACUUCAAUUGGAAGAGGUGUGCGUUUCGUACGAUACUAAUGGCGGCGAUGGUGUUCACGGGGAUGUCAGUGCCCACGUUUGGCGACAUUAUAGAUCUGAUUGGGGGAACGACUGUCGCGUUCAUGGCGUUCGUAAUGCCUCCCAUUUUCUAUUUCAAGCUGUGCUCCGACGAUGGGAACGGCGCCUGGACUAAGAAGUAUGCCUACAUUAGUAACAUAUACCUGACCCCAUGGCUGAUCCCAUAUAUUAUUGGAGAGAUUCCCCGCUAUAUGAAGAUAAUUCUCAUCCAAAUCGCUAUACUUGGAGUGAUUGGUGGCAUCGCAUCCACCUAUUCAUCCAUCGCCUCAUUCGUAGACCCCAACACCAGUCUAGAGCCGGCCUGUUAUGUCCGGCACACCAAUAAUACAUACUUUUAUAAGUCAUAAUGAAUUUUAUUGUAGAUUUUAUUUUAAUUUUCCUUGAUUAUGUACUUAACACACAAGUAUUAUUUAUAUCGAUACUUAGAUUUUAUAAUUAUUUUAUUGGAUUCCAUGUAUUAUACAUUAAAUUAUAAAUAAAUAUUAUUAUCAACUAAC
Molecule: messenger RNA, 1318 nt
Organism: Oppiella nova
Lineage: Eukaryota; Metazoa; Arthropoda; Arachnida; Sarcoptiformes; Oppiidae
Source: the annotation of a GenBank genome assembly